AUGGCCAUUCAUCUCGACCCAAGCACACUCAAUGUGGUCAUCUCGAUCCUGGGCUGUUUCAUCCUCGCCUUUGGCGCUAUCUCCGUCAAGAUCAAAAACACAUGGUACCUAGGCGAGGCCCUGCCAGUGGUCAUGCUCGGUGCCAUGCUCGGUCCUAUGGCUGCUAGAUGGCUGGAUGCACGAAUGUGGGGAAUGGCUAUCGUCGGCCAGGUCCCUGCGAUCACCUUGAGCAUGUGCAGACUUGUCAUCGGCAUCCAACUAGUCAUCGCUGGAUUUCAACUGCCCGCCCGCUUCUUGCAGUACCGGUACAAGGAGAUGCUCAUUUGUCUGCUGCCCAUCAUGACGAUCAUGUGGCUCUGCACUACAGCAUGCAUCAUGGCUACUAUACCUAAGCUCACGCUUCUUGCUGCGCUUGGCAUCGGCUCCUGCGUUACCUGCACCGAUCCUAUCCUUUCGCAAGCCGUUGCCAAGGGUCCUUUCUCCGACAAGUACGUUCGACGAAAUCUACGAGAACUGAUCUCUGCCGAAGCAGGAGCCAAUGAUGGCUUUGGCUUUCCCUUCCUCAUGCUUGCGACCUUUCUUAUCCGUAACGCCGAAUCGUCAGAGCUGACUGCAGAGAUCGCUGAGAACGAAGAAGCUGUCGAGUAUGGUGCCGAACUCCGCCGUGGCAUCGACCUCCUGCUUCGACGAGCUACUGAAGGUGAAGAUGGUAGCGUUGGGCGUCUUGGCGGCGGCGUAGGAACAGCUUUGGGCAACUGGGGUCUCGAGACAUGGCUGUAUGCCAUUGCCAUGUCUGCUGUCUACGGUACCGUGUGCGGCUGGGGUAUGAUGUAUGUCGCACGCUAUGCACUCAAAAGACGCUGGAUCGAUGGCGAGUCCUAUCUUAUGCUGCCAACCGGUCUGAGCUUGUUCAUCAUCGGGACCUGCGGCAUGCUUGCUACCGAUGAUCUCCUCGCCUGUUUCAUCGCCGGUACCUGGCUGAACUGGGAUGGCCAAUAUCUCAAGGAAACCGAAACUCGCCACGAUGAGGUCAACAGUGUCGUCGAUGUCCUGCUCAACUUCGGUGGUUUCAUGUACAUCGGUGCUGUCAUUCCUUGGGCAUCUUUCCAGGAUCCCGAUGGCACUGGUGUUACUAUACCCCGACUUCUUGGCCUCGGUAUCAUGAUCGUCGUCUUCCGACGCAUUCCAGCAAUUCUCAUGGCUUAUAAGUUCAUGCCCAGCUGUGUGGUCGACUGGAAGGAAGCGCUUUUCAUGGGCUAUUUCGGCCCUAUUGGCAUCGGAGCUGUCUUCUAUGUCGAACACACACGCCACCUCUUCCCGGAACCCGGCGAAGCCCUAACGGAAGAAGAAAACAACCUCACCGCGGCCAUGAUCCCGGUCGUCUACUGGCUAGUCGUCUUCAGCAUCUUCUGGCACGGCCUCUCCAUCCCCGCCCUGAACCUAAUCUACAAAUGGAAGGGCGUAGAACCCAUCCAAGACGAGGAUGGCCCCGUCGUCGUCCGGCGCCUCAGCACGCACAACCCCAUGCCCAAGAACAGCAGCAUCGACGAACGCCGCCAGAGCAUCGUCCUCAACAAUCGCUUUAGCAGAUCCUAUAAUACCGCGGAGCUGGACAUGAAUGCAGUCGAGGGCUAUCGACGGCGCACCCAGGCGUGGUAUAAGCAGCAGGACACCGAGGCGUUCGACAGCGAGAAAGACCUGCCCAAAAAUGAUCCCGUCAUUCAGUGGGCGCAGUCCUCGCCGCACUAUCAGUCCCAUCUCCGACGGUCUGAUAGCAGCAAGUACGGUCCGCCGCUGGAGCGCAACCGGACUGGUGAGGGACCUUACAUCUGA
Molecule: messenger RNA, 1833 nt
Organism: Cyphellophora europaea CBS 101466
Lineage: Eukaryota; Fungi; Ascomycota; Eurotiomycetes; Chaetothyriales; Cyphellophoraceae
Exons: 4
Coding region: 1-1833 (610 amino acids)
Biological process (GO): regulation of membrane potential; proton export across plasma membrane; sodium ion export across plasma membrane
Cellular component (GO): plasma membrane
Molecular function (GO): sodium:proton antiporter activity
Source: RefSeq, a predicted model, not a curated record